GUGGCAGUGGCGGGAGGGUCGGAGCCAUGGCAGCCAAGGGGGCAGGUGGGGGGCGCUGGGAGGUGGUGAAGAAGGGGCGGCGGCCCGGGGCCGGCGGCAGCGGUAGAAGCGGCGGAGGGGACCGCCGGGCUCUCGGGGAGGCGAACGGUGUGUGGAAAUACGACCUGACCCCUCCAAUCCAGACGACAAGCACCCUCUAUGAGCGGGGCUUUGAAAGAAUCCUCAAGCGACAGAAUAAGGAGCAAGUUCCACCUCCUGCUGCAGAGCCCAAGAAACCAGCAAACAAGAAGCAGACUAAGAAGGUGGCGACCCUCACCAACCAAAACCAGAAGCAGGGUCGCUUCCGCAGCCUGGAAGAGGCGCUGAAAGCUCUGGAUGUGGCAGCUCUGCAGAAGGAACUGGACAAGAGCCAGAGCGUGUUCUCUGGGAACCCCUCCGUGUGGCUGAAGGACCUGGCCAGCUAUCUCAACUACAAGCUGCAGGCGCCUCUAAGUGAGCCCACACUAAGCCAGCAUACACAUGAUUAUCCCUACAGCCUGGUAAGCCGGGAGCUUCGUGGGAUCAUCCGAGGGCUGCUGGCCAAGGCAGCGGGGUCUCUGGAGCUCUUUUUUGACCACUGUCUGUUCACUAUGCUGCAAGAGCUGGAUAAGACACCAGGGGAGUCACUACAUGGAUACCGCAUCUGUAUCCAGGCCGUUCUGCAAGACAAGCCCAAGAUUGCCACCAUGAACCUGGGCAAGUUCCUGGAACUGCUGAGGUCUCACCAGAGCCGACCAGCAAAGUGUCUGACAAUCAUGUGGGCCCUGGGUCAAGCAGGUUUUACCAACCUCACUGAAGGACUGAAAGUGUGGCUGGGGAUCAUGCUGCCUGUACUGGGCAUCAAGUCUCUUUCUCCCUUUGCCAUCGCGUACCUGGAUCGGCUGCUCCUGAUGCACCCCAACCUCACCAAGGGCUUUGGCAUGAUUGGCCCCAAGGACUUCUUCCCACUUCUGGACUUUGCCUACAUGCCCAACAACUCCCUGACACCCAGCCUGCAGGAGCAGCUGUGUCAGCUCUACCCUCGACUGAAGGUGCUGGCAUUUGGGGCGAAGCCGGAAUCCACCCUGCAUACGUAUUUCCCCUCCUUCCUGUCCAGAGCCACCCCUAGCUGCCCUCCUGAGAUGAAGAAAGAGCUCCUGAGCAGCCUGACCGAGUGUCUGACGGUGGACCCCCUCAGCGCCAGUGUCUGGAGGCAGUUGUACCCCAAGCACUUGUCACAGUCCAGCCUGCUGCUGGAACACCUGCUCAGGUCCUGGGAGCAGAUUCCCAAGAAGACACAGAAGUCUUUGCAGGAAACCAUCCAAUCCUUCAAGCUUACCAACCAGGAGCUGCUGAGGAAGAGCAGCUGCAACAGUCAGGAUGCUGCCACCUGCGACACAGCCUGCAAGGGCCUUUUGCAGCAGGCACAGGGCUACCGGCUGCCCUGGACACGGAUACUCCUAUUGGUGCUGAUCUUUGCCAUAGGUUUCCUGUGCCAUGACUUCCAGUCACACAGCUCCUUCCAGGCCUCCCUUUCUGGCCGGUUGCUUCGAUCAUCUGGGUUCUUGCCUGCUGGCCAGCAAGUGUGUGCCAAGAUCUACUCCUACAGCCUGCAGGGCUACAGCUGGCUAGAGGAGACAUUGCCGGCCUGGGGCUCCCACCUACUGACCAUGCUGCGGCCCAGUUUGCAGCUGGCCUGGGCCCACACCAAUGCCACAAUAAGCUUCCUUUCUUCCCACUGUGCCUCCCACCUUGCCUGGUUUGGUGACAGCCUUGCUAGCCUCUCCCAGAGGCUACAGGUACCUGAUACGCUGAUCCAGCUGCUCCAGUCUCUGCAGGAGCUGCUCCUGCUUCUUUACCAGAAUGUGCUGCUGCCAUUGUGGCACAUACUGCUGGAAGCCCUGGCCCGGGCCCAGGAGCACUGCCAUGAGGCAUGCAGGGGUGAAGUGACCUGGGACUGCGUGAAGACACAGCUCAGUGAGGCUGCCCGCUGGGUCUGGCUCUGCCUACAGGACAUCACCGUGGCUUUCUUGGACUGGGCACUUGCCAUGAUAUCCCAGCAAUAGGCCCUGCCUCCCUGGCCACCAGGCCUGUCUUGGGGCAGGCCAUCUGAGACUGCUGGCAGGCAGAGGGCAGCCAUUCUGCAGAAGUCUUCUUGUACCUGGUGCCUAAGUUCUGCCUCCUAGGGAGUGACCGGUUACCUCUGCCCCAGUUCCUCCAUCUCCGAUGGGGACUGAGCCCAGAGAUACGUCAGCCUCCUCCUACCCCUGAUCCCACUGAACACUUGUUGGGCCCUGUUGCAUGUAGCUCCCAGCCUCUGUCCUCAGGCUGCUAACCUUCUGUAGGCCCCUCUCAUCUCCUGCUCUCUACUUCUUUCCAUCUCAUUCCCAAAGCCCCAGACAGCUCAUCUCCCAGAAGGUGGGGUUCUACUGAGUGACAGCUACGUUCUGAUGAAUGAUUCCUGCUCCCAGACUUUAGCCACAGUGGAACAAGGGAAGAGGCCUCCAGAAGAACAUAGCAUCAUAGUGGGCAACGGCAACUUCACCUCGGCCCUCAGCCUGCAUGGGCCUGUCAGAGGACUAGGCCAAAGGACCUCUCACCUCUGGACGCCCAAUAUCUGUCCUUUGAGGCCUCUCACUGCCCUCUGCGUCAUCAUCCUACUUCUUUACUCUCCCCUCUCCCCCUUCGGUGCCUGGGGACCUUCCCUCCUGGUUCAGCUUCUCCCCGCUGCCUGCCCCUACCACUUGUCUGGGGAGCAAAGCCCAAGUAGUUGUGUGCCUUGGGCCCAGUGGACCUUCCAGCAGCCUGUUGACACAGGAUUCAGCAUAUGGUUCCUUGGUACACCUACUGGGUGGAAUAAAGGACACAGAUUUGA
Nyctereutes procyonoides (raccoon dog) is the source of this 2893-nucleotide messenger RNA. It is a transcript of the gene TMEM214, whose product is annotated as transmembrane protein 214. The transcript has 17 exons. Gene Ontology annotation, cellular component: endoplasmic reticulum; Golgi apparatus. Bases 27 to 2084 code for a protein of 685 amino acids. Lineage: Eukaryota; Metazoa; Chordata; Mammalia; Carnivora; Canidae. The record is from RefSeq and is a predicted model, not a curated record.